CCUUUGAGUGAAAGGCAAUAGGGGAGAAGACUGAAUGAAACCUCCUCCUCCUGCCCCAUGCAUGAGGGGAAAAAGAGCAGUUGUGUGCGUGCGUGCGUGUGUGUGAGCUUCAUUGUGAGUCACUGCUUUGCUGGAAACAACAUUUUUACAGACUCAGAGAAGGAAAGUGACUUUAAAACUAAAAGAUAAGGAAACCAAAUAGAAGAUUAGGAAGAAGCAAAAAUGUCCAAACCUAACUAUUCUGGUACUUUUCAUAUGGUGGAACAGGACAAUAUGGAUGCCUACCUUGCUGCUUUAGACAUUAACUUUGCACUGAGGAAGAUUGUGUGCCUGCUGAAGCCCACCAAAGAGAUCACUCAUGAUCUGGCCUCUGGGGCCAUGAAGAUCCGCACCCUCACCACUUUCAAGAACUUCAACAUGGAUUUCAUCAUAGGACAAGAGUUUACAGAAGACCUGGGGCCCGUGGAUGGCCGGACGUGUCAGACCACUGUGAGCUGGGAGGGGGACAAGCUUGUUUGUGUACAGCGUGGCGAGAAGGAAGGCAGAGGAUGGACGCACUGGCUAGAGGGCGACAAACUGCAUUUGGAGAUGAGAGCUGAAGGCGUCGUCGCCAAGCAGGUCUUCAAAAAGACUGAUUAAAGUGUCCACUAUAAGUGCCUUUUUAGUGAAUAACGUCAUUUAUUCUGUAUAGAAAAUAGUCAAGGUACAUGGAUUUUAAUCCCCAUUAUGAAUUGUUAGAAUGAGGGUGAAUGUUUGUGUGGUAUGGUACCGAUAAGAGAGACAGUACAGGUAAAACAUUCCAUAGAUGGAUAGGUCCAGAUGGAUUUGGACAGCGGUGUAAGGUAAUGUCCUAAAAAGUCUCACUGUCCAUGUACUUGUGCAUGUAAGUGACUAUACUUAUUGUACAAUUGGGUUUUCACAAUAUUAAAAACAAUUUCACAAUUGGGCGAAAGCGCUGCCUUAUUUACAUGUCGCAUCAUCGCCAUUGGAUUUUAACAUGUUCCCAGCAUAAACUGCAUCUUUUUUGAAGUGCAUGUAUUGUUGAAAAUAAACAUUGGAAAUGUGACUUUUUAUCAUAAUGAAAUCAUCCGUAUCUUUCAAACCCUAAUGCCUUUCCAAAUGUCUGUGAACAAAUAUGCUAUGUCAGCACUUUUCAUUUGAAUUACUGGAUGCAUUUGGUUAAUUCAAGUAAAAAACGGAACUUAAAAUACAAUGUAAGAAAAAGACUACUUAUAUGUAUACUUAUAUGUACAUAUACUUAUAUAUGUUUCAUAUUGAUAUAUAGUACAUUCCUAAUUCAUAUUUCCAGAUCACUUUAUAAUUAUUGAAUCCAAAACACGAAAGAUGAUAAAAACGGUGGGCUAUUUUGCUACAUAUUAUUACACACACACUGGACAUUUGUUAGGUACACCGCCACAGUCUCACGCACUCCAAUGCAAGAGCUGUGUUUACAUACUUUGCCGUUACUACGGUAACAGUGCUCAUUUUAAGAGGUUAUCUUUGUUGAUGCAGCUCCUGUACUGGUACAGUAGUACUCACACUACAGUUUGAGAAUCCAUGCAUUUGAUAAGUGACAAAUGUACCUAAUGAAGUGUCCAAUGAGU
Molecule: messenger RNA, 1604 nt
Organism: Dunckerocampus dactyliophorus (ringed pipefish)
Lineage: Eukaryota; Metazoa; Chordata; Actinopteri; Syngnathiformes; Syngnathidae
Gene: rbp5
Product: retinol binding protein 1a, cellular
Exons: 4
Coding region: 223-639 (138 amino acids)
Biological process (GO): fatty acid transport
Cellular component (GO): nucleus; cytosol
Molecular function (GO): fatty acid binding
Source: RefSeq, a predicted model, not a curated record